UCUCCUGCUGCAGCGAUGGCGUCUGCUGAUCUGAGACAGGAGCUGGACUGUUCCAUCUGCCUGAGCAUUUAUACAGAUCCUGUCACCCUGAGAUGUGGCCACAACUUCUGCCGGGUCUGUAUUGAUCGAGUGCUGGAUGCACAGGGGAGGGCUGGAGUAUAUACCUGUCCUGACUGCAGAGCAGAGUAUCAGGAGCGCCCUGCCCUGGAGAAAAACAGGAAGCUCUGCAACAUAGCAGAACAUAUCCGCUCUAUUCCAGAGGAGGAAACCGGGGUGUUCUGUACUUACUGUGUCCAAUCUCCAGUACCUGCUCUUAAAUCCUGUCUCAAGUGUGAAGCUUCUCUGUGUGAUACACAUUGGAGGACACACAACAAGUCAGCAGAACAUGUCUUAGUUGAUCCAACCACUUCCUUGGAAAACAGAAAAUGCUCCAUCCAUAAGAAGAUCCUGGAAUAUUACUGCACUGAGGACGCUGCCUGUAUAUGUGUGUCCUGCUGUUUGAUCGGGGAGCAUAGAGGACAUCAGAUGGAGUCACUGGAUGAGGCCUCUGAGAAGAAGAAGGAAAAGCUGAGAGAUGUUCUGCAGAAAUUGACCACAAAGAGAGCGGAGGCUGAGAAAAGAGUCCAGAGUCUGCAGGAGCGCAGGAGAGAAGAUCAGGGUAUAGCAGCUGGUGUGACAGAGACAAUCACUGCUCUGUUUAGAGACAUCAGGAGACAGCUGGAGGACCUGGAGAAGGGAGUCCUGAGUGAGAUCUCAAGGCAGGAACAGCGCGUUUCACUCUCAGUCUCUGAUCUGAUCCAGAAGCUGGAAAUAAAGAAGGACGAGCUGUCCAGGAAUAUGCGUCACAUUGAGGAGCUGUGUAACAUGUCUGAUCCAGUGACUGUCUUACAGGAACCAGACACAGGGGACUUGUGUGAUACUGAGGAGCUGAGUAACAUGACUGAUCCAGUGACUGUCUUACAGGACACAGGGGACUUGUGUGACACUGAGGAGCUGAGUAACAUGCCUGAUCCAGAGACUGGUGUAGAAAAAGGGUCAGAUAUGGGGGAUACUGAGGAGGAGGAUAGUGAGGAGGAGGAUAGUGAGGAUGAUAGUGAGGAUGAUAGUGAGGAUGAUAGUGAGGAUGAGACUGAGGAGGUAGAGAUACAUAAGGUAGGAGAUCUGGAUGUUGGUCUCAUCUCAGGGACGUUACGCACAUUAUCUGAUAUAAUAACAGGGAUAAAUGUGUGUUUCUAUGUGCAGGAACCUGCAGACAUAUUACUGGAUGUAGCCACAGCUGGUAAUAAUAUACAAAUAUCUGGGGACAGGAAAAGCACAUCCAGGUCACAUAUAAACCAGAAUCACCCAGUAACACCAGAGAGAUUUCAGUGUGAUCAGGUAAUAAGCAGCAGGGGAUUCUCCUCAGGGCGACAUUACUGGGAGGUGGAUGUCAGUAAGUCAGUGAGGUGGAUGGUGGGGAUGUGUUAUCCCAGUAUAGAAAGGAGAGGAUUGCAGUCAUACAUUGGAGGUAAUAACAAGUCCUGGUGUUUGCGGAGGUAUAAGAAUGAGUACUCAGUGAGACAUGACAGGACAGAUAUCCAGUUACCUGACAAUAUCCCCUGUGACAGAGUGAGGGUAUAUCUGGAUUAUGAGGCAGGACAGUUGUCCUUUUAUUCUCUGUGUGACCCCAUCAGACACUUACACACCUACACUACCGUCCUCACUGAGCCCCUCCAUGCUGCAUUAUAUGUAGAGAAAGGGUGUAUAACUGUAUGUGAGGGAGUCAGGAGCUGGGAGACAUUACCAUAAGACAUCUGCCCAGAGACUGGUGACAUCACAGGGAAGUAAAACUGAUUGGUGGGACACUCAGCAAAUAGAAUGAGGCAGUAGGAGGAGCUACAGUUGUGUAUAUUAUGCUGCUGAUCUUCGCAUCACAAGCAGCGUGAUUUAGCCAAAUGCGCACGCGCAAAGUCCCCUCUACGACAAAUGUGCAGAAAUAAACAAUUUUUUUGUGUUCGCAUCCAUGCAAUGACAAAGAGGCGUCUUGAGGGCGGUGCGAAGGAAUGGCUUCGAUAGCUAGCGAAAAUGGGUGUCUUGUGGGGGAGUGUGCUAAAGGCUGCAGGUGUGGUUUUCGCACCGUGGCAAAGCUGCUCGUUGCUGGUACACACCAGGCGUUCGCAGCACAGGAGUAAGUCUAGGGCUGCGCACAGCUAGAGAACACUUGCUACAGGUGCCUGACAGGGUGCACCUGGCUAAUCAUUAACAAUUGAACGCAGCUGAUUGAGAUGUGAACGCAUGAAGACCUCAUUUAUAGCUGUAUCACUGACAGAUUGUAUGUACACUUACACUCCCUGGAAAUUUUAUUACGUUCAAUGUAAGCAAAUGAUGUUACACUGCCAAGCAGCACACGUGUGUAGUAGUAGCAGCAGCAAAUACAUGUGUACUGGUCACGUCCAUUGUCCCACAUGUCUGCUUUGUGUAUAAAUGUAUUUUUAUUUGUAAGUGAUAAAAACUAAAUAAUUUCAUUA
This is a messenger RNA of Pseudophryne corroboree (corroboree frog), 2507 nucleotides long. Its product is annotated as E3 ubiquitin/ISG15 ligase TRIM25-like. The coding region runs from base 16 to 1788 and encodes 590 amino acids. The transcript has a single exon. NCBI's taxonomy places the organism in Eukaryota, Metazoa, Chordata, Amphibia, Anura, Myobatrachidae. The record is from RefSeq and is a predicted model, not a curated record. Gene Ontology annotation, molecular function: zinc ion binding; protein binding.